GGCGCGCCUGACCCGUAUCCUUGGUGGGGGGAGGGGCGGCGCCUGAGAGUCCCGCGCAUGCGCCCUGGUUCACACGGCGAGACGUGGAGCUCCACGCGUCCUAAGACGCCUGAGGCGGCGACCCUGGGACGCGCGUGAGACAGAGGGAAGACCCGCCCGCCUGUAGAGGUCGCCUUCCGACCCAGUCCCCAGCAGUCGCGGGCGGCGGGGUUUUUCUGGCCUGGAAGCCCGGCGGCUCCGAGGACAUCCCUGCCGCGGUGUUGCCGCCUGGAACCGUCCCAGCUGCGACUCAGGGAGCGCUGGCCACGUCCUCGCCUGCGGUUGUUCGCCCUCCUGUUGGUUUGUGCCCCGACUGGGUUACAGCCCCCUCCAGAUUUUUGGUUUUAGUGGGGAAGGCCAACCACGCGCAUGCAGCAGAACCGGCGGCCUCCCCCUUUUAAAGGAAAUACCCAACUUUGGAACAUUUUCCAGAGAACCACGAGGAGGCAGCCCAGGGUCCCGGUGGGGCUCGCGUUUCGUGCGGUUGGCCCCCAAGCCAGGCUAGGUUCGGAACCAAAAUGACAAAACUCUUAACCUUAGAUGAGAAAGGUGUGCUCAUCUUUGGCUACAGGCCCCAGACAAUAUGAUGGAACAUUCUAUGAAUUUCGUACCUAUUAUCUUAAACCCUCAAAGAUGAAUGAGUUCCUGGAAAAUUUUAAGAAAAAUAUUCAUCUUCGGACAGCACACUCCGAAUUGAUUGGAUAUUGGAGUGUAGAAUUUGGUGGCAGAGUGAAUACAGUGUUUCAUAUUUGGAAGUAUGAUAAUUUUGCUCAUCGAACUAAAGUUCGGCAAGCCUUGGCCAAAGAUAAGGAAUGGCAAGAACAAUUCCUUAUUCCAAAUUUGGCACUCAUUGAUAAACAAGAAAGUGAGAUUGCUUAUCUGGUACCAUGGUGCAAAUUAGAAAAGCCUCCAAAAGAAGGAGUCUAUGAACUGGCUACUUUUCAUAUGAAACCUGGUGGGCCAGCUCUGUGGGGUGAUGCAUUUAAAAGGGCAGUUCAUACGCAUGUUAAUUUAGGUUACACAAAACUAGUUGGUGUUUUCCACACAGAAUAUGGAGAGCUCAACAGAGUUCAUGUUCUUUGGUGGAAUGAGAGUGCCGAUAGUCGAGCAGCUGGGAGACAUCAGUCUCAUGAGGAUCCCAGAGUUGUAGCAGCUGUUCGAGAAAGUGUUAACUUCCUAGGAUUCCAGCAGAAUAUGCUUCUGAUUCCUACAUCAUUUUCACCAUUGAAAUAGUUUUCUACUGAAGUAAAAAACAUUUAACUAACUGCAAUCAGAUUUUGUCUACUAAUGGUGUUUAAAUUCUCAUAAGAGAUUCUAACUUUUAUUUUAAGGAGGUGGUAAGUUUAUGUACUAUGCCCUUGCAUUUUGUUACUUCAGGAAAUAGUUCUAUUCAUUUUCCCCAUGGCAUUUCCAUAUCCAUAAUACAUUCAAAAUACUUGUCCCUACUUGACUGUUCAUUUGUUUCAGAAUAUUUCUUCUCUAUUCUGACAACACUUGAUAGGAUUUUCUUAUAUCCAAAUGAUGUUAAAUUUUCAUGCUUGUGACAGUAUUUUUAAAUUAUUAAUAUGUUUUAUCAACCCUUUCAGUGUGUGUUUUCUUGGAUUUUUUUUUUUUUUUUUUUUUAGUUUUUUGAGGUUUAUUUUGUAAUGUCAAAUGGGAUUCAUGAAAAUAUUAAAAACACUUUUUAACUAUGGAAAAACACAUCAUUUGUGUCAUCUGUAUUAACUACAGUUUUCAUAUUAGUUUAUUAGUCACGUAUUUGGAAAAUAAUAGUAUUAGGUCCUGGCAUUAAAAUCUUCAAAGACCCAUUGGUUUACGUGCUGAAAUGUCUUUAUUUAUAAUUAAUUUCACUAAUACAGUAGAACUCUGUAAAUUGACCACCUAAGGGAAUGUAACAAACUGAUCAACAUAUGGAGGUGGUCAACAUAAAGAACUAGGCCUCUGUUCUGAUAGGUACAUUUGGUGCAUUUCCAGUCUAUGAAAAUUAGGUCAACUAAAAGAGGUGGUCAGUGCAGGGAGGUGGUCAGCUAUGGAGGUUCCACUGUAAUUUUUUUUAAAAGCUUCUCGUAUUUUUUAUAUCACUGACAUGCUUCCCCCAUAUACAAGUCCAUACACCUUCCUCUCUCCUAGAGCACAGAAGACAAACACAUAUGUGACAAAUACAUAUAGCUCACUGUAUAUUCAGAGCUGAAGUUCCAAGCUGGGGUAUUUGCCAAAGGGUGAAACAAUCAGACUGAACUCCAGGGCAAUGCAGACAAGCACAGGUGGCAGGAAAAUCCAUAACCAGGCAAUGGAGGGAGAAGAAGAUAGUAGAAAUAUAGCACGUGUUAGAAAGCAAAGGGGCACAUACCUAUUAAUUCAGCCAAC
Messenger RNA from Nycticebus coucang (slow loris), 2406 nucleotides. RefSeq names its product nipsnap homolog 3A (gene NIPSNAP3A). Gene Ontology annotation, cellular component: mitochondrion. The record is from RefSeq and is a predicted model, not a curated record. Lineage: Eukaryota; Metazoa; Chordata; Mammalia; Primates; Lorisidae. The transcript has 6 exons. The coding region runs from base 580 to 1272 and encodes 230 amino acids.